This is a messenger RNA of Ahaetulla prasina, 4080 nucleotides long. It is a transcript of the gene BNIP3, whose product is annotated as BCL2 interacting protein 3. The record is from RefSeq and is a predicted model, not a curated record. Gene Ontology annotation, biological process: mitochondrial outer membrane permeabilization; positive regulation of apoptotic process. Gene Ontology annotation, cellular component: nucleus; mitochondrial envelope; mitochondrial outer membrane. The coding region runs from base 365 to 982 and encodes 205 amino acids. NCBI's taxonomy places the organism in Eukaryota, Metazoa, Chordata, Lepidosauria, Squamata, Colubridae. The transcript has 6 exons.
GCGGCCUCUUAAAAGACGCCCCCCCCACCCCACCCACUGGUUGGCUUUCAGCGAAGUGGGGAGGGGAGGAGAGGAGGAGGAGGGGGCGUGCCGCAGAUUGGUUUCGCCAGCCAAUCGGGGUGCCCCAUUCCCUUUUGACGUCACAAUCCCUAGAACCUGCAGCAGCGACAACAAUAACAAUAGCAGGCGGGGAUAGAUUCCCGGAGCCGAGCGGCCGAGCGGGAGCCUUGAGCUGAACCAGCCUUCAAAACAACCCGUCGCGUGUCCGGCGGUAGCACUCGCUGCUGGUCGGAGCCGGAGAGGAACAACCCAGGCAGCAACUCAGGAGAGACCCCGAAAUAGAAACGCCUCUGUCCCGCCAGCGAUGGCCUCGGGCGAGCCCUCGGGGGUGCAAGAAGAGAAUCUGCAGGGUUCCUGGGUAGAACUGCACUUUAGCAGCAAUGGGAACGGUAACAGUAGCCAGCCGGCCAGCCAGGAACAAGUUCCUGCUUCAGUUUCUAUUUAUAAUGGUGACAUGGAGAAAAUCCUUCUAGAUGCCCAGCACGAGUCUGGAAGAAGUAGCUCGCGAGAGAGCUCUCACUGCGACAGCCCACCACGUUCCCAGACACCUCAGGAUGUUCACAGAACUGCAGAAGUGGAGAGUCGUGCCAGCGGAGAAAAGAAUAGUUCUCAGUCUGAAGAAGAUGUUCUGGAAAGAAGGAAAGAAGUUGAACGGCUUCUGAAGAAAAAUUCAGAUUGGAUGUGGGACUGGUCGAGUAGGCCUGAGAAUAUUCCCCCCAAGGAAUUUCUCUUUAAACACCCUAAGCGCGCAGGUACACUCAGCAUGAGAAACACAAGUGUCAUGAAGAAGGGAGGCAUAUUUUCUGCAGAAUUCUUGAAGAUUUUCUUGCCAUCUCUGUUGCUCUCCCAUCUGCUUGCCAUUGGACUAGGGAUUUAUAUUGGAAAACGGUUGACAAUCACAGCUUCCAGCAGCUCCUUGUAAAAAGAAAUGAAUUCAUCUCUUUUGCAGUUCAUGACAAACUUCAUCCUGGCAUAAUAAAGUGGUGAACCGAACAGAAGAAACUUCCAAAUGUAUAAUCAUAAUAUGGCAAUAUAUGUUUCAUUGCGUAAAGGGCUCUUGCAAAAGGAAAGGAAGAAUACCCAACUACCCAACUUCUCUCAUAUAUAAAUUCCUAUUUGCACGAUUUAAUAUAGCGUAGCUUAGAUCAGGAGUGGGGAACCAGAACUUCCAGGAAGCUCCAACUUUUGGGCCAGUAGCAAAGGAUAUUGGGAGAUGUUGUUCAGCAUGUGCAGUGGCCCACAUUUCAUUAUCCCUGCUUGAAGAUUUUUCUUUGUUGCUAUUGUUUCAAGAAUGAACAGUGUAGCAAAAAACCAAAACAAAUCAAAAAUAUUCUGUGAACUGUGAACAUCUGGGAAGGAAUUAAUGUACGGUUUGUUUUUGUCCAAUUGUGAAAAAGACCACUGUAUUUUUUUUUUAAAAAGAAAGCUAUGGUCAACAAAAGUAGAAUGGCCUUAACAUUUCUUAAGAGUACAUUUUUGCUACUGAGACGCUUUGAAAUAUAAACAUGAAUCAGUGCAGAGUGUUUUCAUAUGUGUAUGUCUUAAUAUGUCUGUUUCCAAAGAAAGUUUGUAUGCAGCUGUUGGGACAGUGGUUUAGUAAUACAUAAUCUGAUUUUUCUCAAAGUCAGCCCAAAAUUGUGUGGUUAGAAAACUUGUUAAGAAAAAAAGGCCCGAGGAAUUUCUUCCAAGAAAUUCCUUGUGGGAAAAUAGCAUUUGCCAUUCCAUUUUCCCCUCUUGGCUGAUGAACAGAAAUCUCUCAUCUUGCAAGGCAUUGCUUAAUGUCCUAAGUCAUCACCAAAGAGUCGUAGUGGGGUAGCUGGAUCUGCCUUUUUAAUCACAAAUGCUGUAGCUGUUAGCCAUUGGUCUGGUCUGUGUGAAUACAUAGGAAUUUACUCAGGGUGAAUGAUGGCAGUUACCGAAGAAAUAGCCGUUUGUCAGGUGCUGCUUUGCCGUCUUUUCUUUUCCAUGUUGGUUUUUUUUCUCUUUCUGCUGUAGAUGCGCUCUUUUGCAGGAGCUGGGCAUAGAGAGAAAGCAUUUUUUUCCCUCUUUGCACAUUGUUGUGUUUUUAUUCUAGAUGUGCAGCAGGCCAGAUCCCUGUUACACAUAGAAUGGAAACACAACAAGUAUAAUGACAAGGCCUAGAUGUCUGACGUUAUCCACGCAUUCUUUCCACAUGUUCAACAUUAAAUCAUAGUAUCUGGCAGAAAAGUUAAGGAAGGUUCAUUUCUGGUUUGAAAAAUGUCUUCUAUGAUUUCCAUGUUCUAUUCGUAAGGGGGGUUUACAAAAUAUGAGUUGUGGCCUGGCUCAGCCAGGCUUCCCCAUUCCUUGAAGGCUACAAAAAUUGAGGACUAAAUGAACAGGGCCUGUGCUAGGUUCUGGACAUUGUUUCGAUAAUCCCUAAAAGAAAAUGAUAUUUUAAGGGAGAAUAUCCUUACGCUGAAAGCUAUGAGCAAAGGCCACAAUUAAACCUGCAAGCUCAGCUUUGAGCUGGCAUAGUUUUAAGGCCUCUCGUUAUACAUUUUAGUUGCUUGGCUUCUAGCCUAGUAAGACUUGAGAUUUACUCGUACAUAAACGAAAGCAAUGCAUUGUAGCCUCUGUUACUUUUAUUUAAAGGUCUUAUUGUUCAUCAGUUAUAAUAAAGGAUGAAAAUUCGCUUAGGAUUUAACACGAUGUAUAAACCAGACAGUACAACUUGUUCAAUAAAGUGUCAUUUAAAAAAAAAUUGCCUUAGCUUUAUGUGUGAAGGCAGCCUCUGGGUUACAGAACACAUAGCAUUGGAAAAAGGCGGGCUUGAUUAAGUACUUUCAUAGCUAGUCUCUCAAGAGGGCUUAAUUUAAACCUUCCUGUAGCAAAGUAUGGGAGGGGGUAGAAUAUCAGUUAAAAAGUCAAGAUGGCAGCUGCUUUGCUACCCAUGAAAACAAAGUCCGACCCCCUUUUUAUCUGUGCUGGGUUAAGGAGGUGGGAUUUCAGUCAUGCAAUGGCAGCUGCUGUAUUUAUUUUUGACUCCCUGAAUAUUCUGCCAUUAUAAACUCCCUAAUUAAAGUUUGUUUUGCUCUUUUUUGGGGAGGGGGGGGGGGUGAGGGGCGCAGGAUGCCUGGAAGAGGCAUGAUUAGGAUCUACAUACAUUGUGUUUCUGUAGUAUCGGUGUAAUUUUUUUUCUUACCCCAAUUUUGAUCUUAUUUGGCAUGUGAUUUAUUUUAUGCUUGAGUUAGAACUAGAAUAAAUAACUCAUACUGUGCCCCUCAGAUCAUCAUCCUAUUGCAAUGCUUCUCAACUUUGGCAAUGUUAAAUGUGUGUACUUCAGUUUCCAGAAUGCAUGGCUGGCUGGGGAAUUCUGGGAAAUGAAGUCCACACUUUUCACAAGCUUGCAUCAUUUGCAGUAAAUGCUAUUUGAUCAACUGGAUAACUUGGCUUUAUUUUGCCGUUAAUAUAGCUGCUAUACAUUUAUACAGGUGGAAGCACCACAGGUUUUAUAGGGCUUGUCUUGAACAGAUUCUUUAUUCACUUUGAUUGGAAGAAAAGACACAUAGACUCAAAUUGGUAGGAGCUGUGUAGAUGGGUUGACUUAACGGGUUCAGAGACCUGUUGGUUAUUUUUAAGAUCGUAGUUUAGUAGACCAUUAUCUUGGUGAUUGCAAAUUAAAUAAAUAUACCAUCAUCUGGAGAGAGAAACUUGGUUCUUGUUAAUCUUCAUUUACUGGAAGCCAUCAUAGACAUAUGAAAUGGGGAUUUGUCUUGAUCUAGUAAACUAGCCAAUAUUAUUUAAAAAUUGCUUGUUCUUCAAUUAGCUAAUGUGUGAUCACAUUUGUACUGCGAUUUAUAACUUUUUUUUAAUGAAUCAAAGCGUGUACAAUAGUUGUAUGACAAUGUCACUACUGACUAUCAUGUCAGAUAAAUGGUGAGCGUGUAAAAUUGUUAUUUUCCAGCUUUUUAUCAAAUCAGUAAGCUGUGAAAUAGUGCAUCAAAUGUCCAUGUUUUUGUUGCUAUUGUGCUCAAACAAUAAAGGGAGUGAGUAAACUUA